Messenger RNA from Lodderomyces theae, 789 nucleotides. It is a transcript of the gene IAH1, whose product is annotated as isoamyl acetate-hydrolyzing esterase. Bases 1 to 789 code for a protein of 262 amino acids. Lineage: Eukaryota; Fungi; Ascomycota; Pichiomycetes; Serinales; Debaryomycetaceae. The record is from RefSeq and is a predicted model, not a curated record. The transcript has a single exon.
AUGGACAAGUUUAUUCUAUUCGGGGACUCAAUUACACAGUACGGUAACGAAAUAGUUGACGGAUUUGCCCUUCAACCUGAACUCCAAAACGCUUACAUUAGACGACUCGACAUUGUCAAUCGCGGAUUUAGUGGAUACAAUUCAGAGCACGCUAGAUUGCUACUCCCCAAAAUUCUUGACGCAGAGUUAAACGAAACAAGGGACAAUGUGAAGUUAAUGACGAUAUUCUUUGGUACAAACGAUGGACUCGUUGGCGUCAAUCCCAUCCAGCCAGUCGAGCUAUCAAGAUACAAAGAGAAUAUCGAAUACUUGGUUGAGUUGGCACUUGCAAACAAUAUCAAACCAAUUGUGAUUGGACCCAGCUUACACGAUUACAAACUCGGAGCUGAGCAUUUUGAUGACUUGAAAGACACCGAGGCUGCCACUUGUGAACGAUACUGGCACUACUCUGAGGGUGCAAAGAGUAUUUGCCAUAAGCUCGAUGUUCCAUUUAUUGAUUUGUGGGAAGAAUUUAGACGAAAUGGCGGCUGGACAAUUGAACAAUUGCUUGCACACAAGAAAGAUUCUCCUGUUGCGGAAGUGAGUUCAUUGAGCAGCUAUUUGAAUGAUGGAAUUCACUUCACCCCUAAAGCAUACAAGAUAUUGCACAAGGCGAUUCUCAAAACCAUUGAGCAAAAUUAUCCUGAAUAUUUGCCUGAAAAUUUGUCCUUCAAAACGGCUUAUUGGCGGGAUAUAAACCCAAAAGAUCCAAGCUCCAUUUUCAAAGAAGAGAAGCAAUUAUACUUGUAG